Messenger RNA from Lymnaea stagnalis (great pond snail), 16795 nucleotides. NCBI's taxonomy places the organism in Eukaryota, Metazoa, Mollusca, Gastropoda, Lymnaeidae. The record is from the annotation of a GenBank genome assembly.
ACACGACGUCCUCGUGUUAAUUAUGUUAUCGUUCGUUACAGAGUGUUGAUCGGUAUUUAUUAUCUCUCGCUCUCUCUCUCUCUCUCUCUCUCUCUCUCCAUCUGCCUGUCUCUCUCUUUCUCUCUCUCUAACUCUUUCUCUUUCUGCCUGCCUCUCUCUCUUCUCUCUCUCUCUCUCUCUCUCUCUCUCUCUCCAACUCUCUCUCUCUUUCUGCCUGUCUCCCCCUCCUCUCUCUCUCUUUCUGCCCGUCUCUCUCCCUCUGCCUGUUUCUCUCACCCUCUAUAGUAUUUUUCUAGGUCUUUCUUUCUCACUCCCUCUUUUUGGCUCUUUCAUUUUUUCUCGUUUACUCUCUCUCUCUCUCCCUGUCUCUCUCCCUGUCUCUCUCCCUGUCUCUCUCCCUUGCUGUCUCAUUUCUUCAUCCCCCCCUGAUCUCUCUCUGUCCACUCUUUCCCCAUCCCUCCCUCCUCUCUCUCUGUCUCUCUCACUCUAUUCUCCAUCCCUCCUUCUUUCUCUCUCCUCUCUCCCUCCCUAGCCCUCCUCUCACUCCUGUCUCUCUCCUUUUUCUCUCCCUCCCCUCUCUCUCCUUUCUCUCUCUCCCCUUCUCUAUCCUCUCACUCCAUCCCUCCUCUCUCCCUCUCCUCUCUCUCUCACCUCUAUCUUCCCCCCUCUCUCUGUCCCUCCCCCCUUUCCUCCUCCUCCCCUCCCCCUGUCUCUAUGCCCUCGCAAACGCUCCCGUUGCAGCGUCACUUCCCGUCAAGGCGCGUGGCAAAAUGUUGAACUUUCAAAAAACGGAUCUCAAGAAAUAGUGGACCGAUCACGCGACUCUGUCCGCUGUGUGUUUAGCGUUCUACAACCUCGGCCGUGCUCUGACCUUUCAUCAACGUUAUGGGAUCUCUUCACAGGAUGACACUAGGCAGCAACAACCAAUAGUGCAAGCUGUCUUUUGUCAGGUAAGACGAAACCUUUCUUCCUAUUUGUUUGAUUUUCCUUCUUUUUUUUCUUUUUUUUGUAUAGGAGGCAAAAAAAUAGAGCUUCUUCAGCGCCGUAAAAAUAGAAAAUAAAAAGAUCUUUGAACUAGGAAAUAAAAAGAUCUUUGAACAAUGAAACAUUCUGGUGCUCAAAACUUUCUGUUUAACAGCAUGACGUCACAUUGAAUUUAACGCGAUAUUUUAUGAUAAUGAAAACAAAAAAAUCGUGAAAAUGUUUGGAAUCAAUUUUUAUAAAUUAAAAAGUAAGGAACUGUCAAGUACAGACCUGCACAACUCAAAACGUAAGGCGGGCCCUAGUGCUUUAUGAAAACUUUUGCGGGACGAAACAAAAUAGGAAAAAAAGGAGGGGGGGGGUAGUAGAAUAGUAAUAAUUAAAAAAAAUUGUUUUACUUCGUCGGCCACAGAUGUGCUGCCUUGACCUUCUGGGGCAAAAAAAAAAAAAAAAAACUGAAUAAUUAGUCAAAUGUCCCUGGUCACAUUUAAAGGCCCUGGUAACAAAAUGAAACGGGGAAAGGGGGGGUGGGGCUAGUGGCCGCUUUAUUGAUUUUAUGAAAAAAAGGCUUCUUUUUAAUUUAAAAAAAAGUCUACUUAAGGUACUGUUAGCUUGACAAUCAUCGAAUUUCUGAGUUAUCUGUGUUUGAAAGUAGUGCAUUAAUCCGAUCACUAGGAGUACAUUUACCGUAUAGCGGAUAGCGUUAUGUUAUAAGGCCUCUUAUCUUAUCCUUCUGUUAAUGGGCAAUACAAUAAUAUGACAGUGCAGGCAGUGCAGCCGUUUACAUGAUGUGUUCUUGUGUUGACACGAGUUUUGUUAAUUAAUAAAGAACAAUAUAUGAGGAGAUGGGUUCCAACCCUGUAAAAAAAAAUACAACUACAUAUUUUGUUUCACUAUUUUGAUUAAUUGCAUACAGUGUUUUAUUAAUGGCGAGUGAUUUUGUUUAUAUUAAUUACAUUUGUUGCCCUAUCAAUUACAUAAGUUUCCCUAUCAAUUGCAUAGGUUGCCCUAUCAAUUGCAUAAGUUGCCCUAUCAAUUGCAUAAGUUGCCCUAUCAAUUACAUAAAUUUCCCUAUCAAUUACAUAGGUUGCCCUAAAAAUUAAAUAAGUUGUUUAUCAACUACAUAAGUUGCCCUAUCAAUUGCAUAAGUUGCCCUAUCAAUUACAUACGUUGCACUAUAAAUUAAAUCAGUUGCCAUAUUAAUUACACAAGUUGCCCUCUCAAUUACAUAAGCUGCCCUAUCAAUUGCAUAAGUUGCCCUGUCAAUUAAAUAAGUUGCCUCAUCAAUUACAUAAGUUGCCAUCUCAAUCAAAUAAGUUGCCUCAUCAAUUACAUAAGUUGCCCUAUCAAUAACAUAAGUUGGCCUAUCAAUUACAUAAUCUGCCCUAUCAAUUACAUAAGUUCCCCUAUCAAUUACAUUCGUCGCCCUAUCAAUUACAUAAGUUGCCCUAUAAUUUACAUAAGUCUCUCAUCAAUCACAUUUUCUGUUCUGUUAAACAAGAGGUGCUCUAUCAUAAGUUCUAUCAUUAGGCUACAUAUGCUAUUUAUGCUAUAAAUUAUACAGACCUAAGGUUUUCUUUCAUGCGCAUAUCUUAUUAAUUAUACAAGAAGUUUUCUAAUACAUUACAUGGGAUGUUCUAUUUAUUACAUAGGGUGUUCUAUUUAUUACAUGGGGUUUUCUAUUUAUUACAUGGGGUGUUCUAUUUAUUACGCAGAAUGAUCUAUUUAUUACACCGUAUGUUCUGUUUAUUCAACGGGGCGUUCUAUUUAUUACACGGGUGUUCUAUUUAUUACACAGGGUGUUCUAUUUAUUACACAGGGUGUUCUAUUUAUUACACAGGGUGUUCUAUUUAUUACACGGGGUGUUCUAUUUAUUACACGGGGUGUUCUAUUUAUUACACGGGGUGUUCUAUUUAUUACACGGGGUGUUCUAUUUAUUACACAGGGUGUUCUAUUUAUUACACAGGGUGUUCUAUUUAUUACACAGGGUGUUCUAUUUAUUACACAGGGUGUUCUAUUUAUUACACAGGGUGUUCUAUUUAUUACACGGGGUGUUCUAUUUAUUACACAGGUUGUUAUAUUUAUUACAUGGGGUGUUCUAUUUAUUACACAGGGUGUUCUACUUAUUACACAUGGUGUUCUAUUUAUUACAUGGGGUGUUCUAUUUAUUACAUGGGGUGUUCUAUUUAUUACAUGGGGUGUUCUAUUUAUUACAUGGGGUGUUCUAAUUAUUACACGAGGUAUUAUAUUUAUUGCAUGAGGUGUUCUAUUUAUUACGCGGGAUGUUCUAUUUAUUACACGGGGUGUUCUAUUUAUUACACGAGGUGUUAUAUUUAUUACACGAGGUGUUCUAUUUAUUACAUGGAGUGUUCUAUUUAUUACACAGAAUGCUCUAUUUAUCACACCGGAUGUUCUGUUUAUUCAACGGGGCUUUCUAUUUAUUUCACAGGGUGUUCUAUUUAUUACACCGGAUGUUCUGUUUAUUACACCGGAUGUUCUGUUUAUUCCAGGGGUAUUACUAUUAAUUACCCUGGGACCAGACGAAAAUAUAGAAAGAAACAUAUCAACUAAUAACAACACAUGAGCAACAGCAGGUGUCUUUGCCGCAGCGGAGAUUAUUCUUGCUGGGGUUUGGGAGGUGGUCAAUCACCCUGAAAAGUUUGAGAAGCACUCGCCUUUUCAAGUUUUAUUGACAUAUAAUUACGUUUUUUUUUUUUUUAAAAACUGAUAUAUUUGUAAUUAUUAUAAUUUAGAUUUAUAAUUAUAAAUUCCCCUAAUUUUGGGUUAUUGCUAUUAAAAAAAUAAAAAUAAAAAAAAUCUUUACACUUCGAGUAUCAGAUAUUUAGUGUAAUAGCCAGCCUGCAACAGGCGGCAGGUUUCUAUCUCUACAAACACUAUCAGUCGUUUUGUUGUUGUUGUUGUUUUUUUGGUAGCUCGACUCGUCAGCUCACACUUUGUAAGCACCGACCAGCCCACACUUUGUAAGCACCGACUGACAACCUCGCAGGGACAAUGAGGGACAUGAUCAACUCUUUCUCUGGGGGUGACCGCCCUGUCAAAGUUUAUUACGUCAACAAGGGCGCCGAGUUUGGUGAUCUGCCGCCCCACAAAACGGACACGUACGAGCUGCCCCACAAGUCUCCACAAAAGUCUGGUAUGUAUUGUGCUACACCUGUACCCCAGGAAUGUAUUGUAACCCACCUGUACCUCGGGUAUGUAUUGUACUACAAGUAUACCUCAGUUAUGCAUUGUACUACAACUGUACCAAGUUCAUCAUUCGGUGAUUGUUGGGGGUCCAUGAGAAAUAAAAUUGUCUUCAAUGACAUUUUCUUAGUUUUCCUGAAAAUUAACUUAAAUAUGAAUAAAUCAAUCGAUAAAAACAUCCCCCAGAGAAUCCGGCAGAUAUACUAUAUAAAGAAUUUAGAAAAGUAAAAUGCCGUUAGAUCUAGUUUUUUUUUUUCUCUUUUUUUUUGAUUUUUUUUGUGUGGAUUUUUUUGGUCAUUGCACUUCUUCAAACAAUACACAUACAAUCAUGUAAUAUUUUAUUGUUUCAUUUUUCUGUGGUAUUUUUUUGAUGUUGCUAGACUAUUGAAUUAUUAAAAAGAUUUGAAAUUUGAUGUCGAUCAAGCAAGAUCCGGCUCAAUUCUUCCACAGAUAUAAUCACACGAAAAGAUCAUCGAAGUCACUUAGAAGCUCCUCCAUUUUGGCAUCAACAUCUCGUAAUUAACACUUCUCCAUUUUGGCAUCAACAUCUCGUAAUUAACACUUCUCCAUUUUGGCAACAACAUCUCGUAAUUAACACUUUUACUAAAAAAAAAAAGGUUUUGAAAUGAAGUACCGAUAAAUGUGAUGAUGUUAGAAAUCGUUUAAGAAAUAUGGAUAAAAAUGGUUGUUUAGUGGUGUUGGUGUUCUUAAAUGAGUAAAGCUAAAUUUAGAAUGUUGGGAGGUGGGGGUCGUUAUGUGGGGGUGGGGGGUGGGGGUGGUGGUUACAGGGUGGCAUGUAAGGGAAGUAAAGUUUUGGUUAAUUUUGAAAAAAAGGCCAAGGUUUGACACCGGUUAAUAUAAGGGCUGGAUAGAAGACUGCGUUGAUUAUUCAGGUUUUGGUCUCCAUCUUUAUCUUGGGUGAAUUAACAACGGGACGGGCUGGUAUCCGACUUCAGUUGCUAUCUGUCUGUACUCUACUGUUAUGUCUCUCAUUCCUUUUUCGUCCUCGAUGACAACCCUCCCCCCCCCCCCCCCCCUCCAUAUAUUUAAAUUUCCGGCGUUGUCGGAACCGCUGAACAUUGGUUUAUGUCCAGAUUCUCUGGAGUACGGUUUUUUUGUUUGUUUUGUUUUGACAUGACCUCAGUCUAUACUGCACUGAUUUAAUACAUGACCUCAGUCUUGACUGUACUGAUUUUUUAAGUGGUAAUUAACAAUAAACUUUUAAUUUGGUACUUUUCAUUCUUCUACCUCCAGAUGACGAUAAGACUGUUAAGUCGCAAGAGGACACCAUCGAAAUCCAUGUAAGUGUUUGCAUUUCUAUAGUUUUAAUUUGCUGUUUACUCAGAGUUAAGCCUCUUGAAGAAAGAGCGCCAAGAUGAAUAUUGUUUGGCUCUCAGUAACUUCUGCUCUUAAUUUUAAGGCUGAAGAUAGCGAAAUUCCUAAUAAAUAAAUACAAUUUUUUAAAGGAAAUAUAUAAUUACGUUAGUUUAAAUAAACGGACAACUUGUCAGGUCUUCUUCAUACCACUUUUAAUUAAUUAUUGCAAGUAAACUUCCUGCACAACUUUUAUAACUGUAUACGAGUGUGGUAACGGUCGAUUGACUCGACUCUAUUGUGCAGAUUAAGCAAUGUUACCAUGCCGUCCUUCCUCAGGUGUACAAGAGGCGGUGGUACAUCCUCGCCGUGUACAGCUUGUUCGCCUUCACGCAGGCCCUGAUCUGGAACACCUGGGGCCCCAUCGCCACCACGAGUGAGGAGGCGUUCGGCUGGAGCGACGCCAACGUCGCCUGGCUGACCAACUGGGGUCCGGUCUCAUUCGUGCUGGUUGGGUUUCUGUUCCCGUGGAUACUGCAAGUCAAAGGUACGCCGAAACCAGGUGUCCUCAAACUAAUGCCCGCGGGUACAGUUCCGUCUCGACAGUGGUCCUUAAUCCGGCCCGUCUGGUCACUGUAGGGUUACCUGGUGAACAGCAAAAAAUAUGGAGGCAGAGAUUGAUCUUCUCAUUGGCCCAGCUUCUCUUUGAAAUACUAUUAAGUUUGUGUUGGAAAUAUAUUUCCUUUAUUUUAAAUAUGAUAUUGUUUUUUUUUUAAUUGUUAUUUUUUUCCACUAAAAUAAGAUAUUUGCUAUGUGCAUAGAAUUCGUUCAUUUUUUUUUUUCACACUUAGUCCGGCCCUCGAGGGUGUCUGAGGACAAUGAUCCAGCACCUUGUUUAAAAAAAGUUUGAGGACUCCUGGUCUAAACUUUGAUGAUAUAUAUCAAAAGCGUUUAAAAUGUUAAGAGAUCCCAGGGCCACUCCAUAUUUGAAAGAAAUAAAAAAAAUGAUCAAACUCUAGUAUUUAAAAUAGAUAGUCUACAUGAGCAAUUGAAAUGACCUAAUUAUUAUUAUUAUUUUUUUAAAAUUUGUUAUGCACUUCUUAAUUUUUUUUUAGUUAUACUUUAGUUAGAUUGUAUUUUCAUGAAUCAAAUGUUCCCUCUCCAAUGAAGGCGUUAGGUGGGCAGUGGUCCCAAGCGCGUUCCUAAUUGCUCUGGGGACAUGCUGUAGAGUUAUUACGUCAGAGACAGAGGCGGCUACCAUGUGAGUUUCUCCGUAGGAUUUAAUACGUGUUUGUUGGGUUUGUACAUGUUUGUCACCCAUCCUUGUUAAAGAAACUUAUGUUUUUUUUAAAUUGAUUAAUUUUAGAUAUAAAAAGAUAGAGAGAGAGAGAGCGAGAGAAAGAGUGAGAUAGAGAGGGAUAGUAAGUGAAAGAGAGUGACAGAGAGAGAGAGAGAGUGAGACAGGGAGUGUGUGAGGGAGAGAGAGAAAGUGAGUGACAGAGAGUGACAGAGAGAGAUGGAGAGAGAGAGAGAGAGAUAGAGACAGAGUUACAGAAAGUGUGUGUGUGGAGAGAGAGAGAGAGAGAGAGAGAAAGAGAGAGCGUUGAGUAAGAUCAUUAUUAUUUAAAACACAAUAAAAAUGAUAUGAAAUAAUAGAUUUUAAAAUUAUUUUUUCAUAGAAAAACGAAAGCUAUACGCAAGGCAAUGAAAAAGAAGAGCUAUAUCUUACCAUUAGGACACAUUGCUAAAUAAUGUAAUUUACUCAUGUACCAGCCUGUAUGGCUGCGGGGACGAAUUAGAGCCUCAGCAGCAUUAUAAUUUGCUCUUCAUCUUCAGACUUAUUCACAUAGGCCAGUUCUUUAACGGCUUGGCCGGGCCAAUGGCCAUGAGCGGCAUCUCAAGCGUGUCAUCGUCCUGGUUUCCGCCUCAUGAAAGGGUCACGGCCACGGCCAUUGGGGUCAGCACGUGCUAUUUUGGUGCUGCGAUAGCUUUUGUUGUAGGUGAGUGAAAGCUGGUGCUAUAGCUUUUGUUGUAGGUGAGUGAAAGCUGGUGCUAUAGCUUUUGUUGUAGGUGAGUGAAAGUUGGUGCUAUAGCUUUUGUUGUAGGUGAGUGAAAGCUGGUGCUAUAGCUUUUGUUGUAGGUGAGUGAAAGUUGGUGCUAUAGCUUUUGUUGUAGGUGAGUGAAGGUUGGUGCUAUAGCUUUUGUUGUAGGUGAGUGAAAGUUGGUGUUAUAGCUUUGGUUGUAAGUUAGUGAAGGUUGGUGCUUUAGCUCUUGUUUUAGGGGAGUGAAGGCUGGUGCUAUAGAUUUGGUUGUAGGUUAGUGAAGGUUGGUGCUAUAGCUCUUGUUGUAGGGGAGUGAAGGUUGAUGCUACAGCUCUUGUUGUAGGGGAGUGAAGGUUGGUGCUAUGGCUUUUGUUGUCGCAACCCAAACCUCCACACGCUACUCCAACCACCCAGACUAAACAUAGAUGGCAUACGUAUUAGUCUAAUCUAUCCCCAGACACACAUAUUUUAAACAAUGAGAUUGAAAUACUAUUUUUUAUAAGCAAUUCAACUAUCUUAUAAGUUUUCAUCUUAUAUGUUUUCUCACAUGUACAAUAUAUAGAUAAUAGAACCAACCAAUACGAGUUAUUUGUUUUUUUUUCUCCCACUAAAAAUAAGCUAUGUGCUUUGUGCAUACGUCAUAUGGUGCAUGCGUCUAUUGCUAUAUCCCCCCCCCCCCAUCUUAAAGAGAGUAACGGUUUUUAUUCCAACCCAGGCCCGACACUGGUAUCUCUGGAACCUCGUCUUGACCCCAAUGCCACCACGCUGACCCCAACAAUCAACGUGUCCUCCUCAUCAUACGAUGCAGUCUACUCCUCUCACCUGUAAGUCCACCCGCCCGCAAAAGUCUGAAUACUCAGCUAUUAAACUAUGCUUUUUUUAGAUGUUAUUACAAGACACUGUCGCGCAACCGUACUUAGCAUUUGCGAAAUUCUCAUUCUAAUAAUAAAUGGUUGUAUUGACGUUUUGUAAGUUUACUUUUAGCAUUACUCACUAUUUAAAUUCACAUUGGUUUUUGACAAAAAUUUUUACAAUAAAAAGGGAAUUUUUUUAAAUUUUACAAAUGAACUUUAACUUUAAUUUUGAGCAGAGCUUUCGAAUUGAAAUGACCGAUUAUAAGAAUACUUUUAUUUAAAAAAAAAAAAAAAAUUAAAUUUAAAAUGAAAGUGGCCAUUAAGAUAGUAAAUAUCUAUAGCAUCCAUACGUUGAACGAAUAGAACAAAGUUUCAUCACAAUUUUGUUAUUUCUUCUCUUAGGGAAAUAUUUUAAAAUGACCAAUUAUAAGAAUACAUUUAUUUAAAAAAAAAAAAAAAAAUUAAAUUUAAAAUGAAAGUGGCCAUUAAGAUAGUAAAUAUCUAUAGCAUCCAUACGUUGAACGAAUAGAACAAAGUUUCAUCACAAUUGUGGUAUUUCUUCUCGUAGGGAAAUAUUUUUGGCAUUCGUGGCUUUAAAAGUAGAAAUGUAUUAUGAGCGACGAGGCACUGACAUUAAAUCCACUUAGCUUACCUUCAUCAGAUACACACUACAAGCUUUGAUCCUAACAGUAACAUAGAUGGAUUAUUAAACAACCCCUAAAUACUAAGUUUUUCGUAUAAAUCCUUUCUAAAAGGUGAUAUGGAGCAAUGGGGGGAGGGAGGGAGGGGGUAGGGCUGAAAAUUUGACAAAACUUGCAAACAACUAAUGCACUUUUUAAAAAUAUCAAAUAGUGGCGCGGCCCCCCCCCCCCAACCAGGAUCGCAACAGCACAUUUUUUUCAUGCCCUUGACCUAUAUUAAUAUUUUAAUUCACACCCGAAUUUUACACACCAGAUUUAUUUCACCAACUAUUUCAGAAAAACAAAAGAAAAUAUUACGCACCAAACGCACUUGCGAUAUUGCUUUAAAACGAAUCAUAUUUAGCACAGUUAUUGGUAUUUCAAUUUAUAUUUCCCUUGAAAGACAGGAAAAACCUGAUUUUUGGGGGGUUGUGGCUAAAAAUGUGACAGAACGUGCUGUCAUCGAUAAGUUAACGGGAAGUGGGUCAAUUAGCCGUCCAAAGAGUUUUGCCUGUCCGCCACUCAGCCACUCACCCACGAACAAAAGCAAAGUUAAUGUUAAAGAUUUUAAAAGAUAUAAAUUAUAGAUUCGUUGUCAAUUUAAAAAAAAAAUAAUAUAGAUAUGACGUGGAGCCUACUAAACGUAAAUGAUGCGUCUCUCUCUUUUAUCCUCAGAACCCCAGCAUCCAGCGUUAUUUCAAAUGUUUCCAUGACAAAUGAUAGCAUUGGUUUGUACUUAAUGUUUAAAUUUUUAGUCUUUAUGAAAUUUAAUAGAUUUAAGUAGUUCAGUCAAAUAGAAUUUUGUUUUACUAAGAAUAUAACUCUGUAAUAAUUUUUUUUAAAAAUCCCCAACACAAUGAACAUUUGCGCAUAUGAAUUGUUGUGAGCAUAAUACGUAGGCCUAUGUACUUACUUUAUUUGCCACAAUAUAACAAAAGGUUUUGAUGCUUCGCUAAAACAUCAUUUUAAAGACAUUACCUUCAAGGGUUCUUAUCUUUUGAAAAUGAAACAAAAAUACGUUUUCAAACCUCUGCCCAGACAACGAAGGGGGCACGUAGUCAAGCUGCCCUAUAAAAGCAGACUAUGGUAAAAGGAACGUUAUUGAGGGCAGAUACGGAGACCAUGGAUGGAGCCUUGCUGGUUUUUCAGUCAUGUUACCCAGCUUGUCAAAUGGACAAUUUGGUCACGUGUCGAUCCCCAUUUAAAACCUACUGCCCCACAACAAAAAUUAUUUAUACCAUGGAAGUUAUUGUUUCAAACGAUAAAAUCUCCUGAAAGCGUUCUUUGAGGCCAGGUAGGUUAUCCUACAAGAAGCGAAAUUUUCGAGGCCAGGUAAGCUAUCCUGCUUGAAGCGAAACAUAGUCAAGUUAUAUUUUUAAGAAGCGAACUCUUCGAGGCCAAAUCAGUUAUCCUGCUAGAAGCGAACCCAAGUUUUUUUGUUAUAACGUUACCAGGACAGAAACUUAAAAUCUACAAUACUUUUUCCAUGUACUCUGUAACAGAAAAGCAUACCACAAUCAGUCUCAGUGAAAUACUGUUUCUUAAUGAUAAAAAUAUGUUAAAACAUUUCUCUCGUCUUCCACGUGCGUAACUUGAAAUAAUACAAGUUACUCCUAUUCCCGUUAUUGCCAAAUCUCUCAUUUCUCCAGAUGCUAUCAGAAUGAAGCAAGCAAAAGAGCAAAUAAUGAACUACAUGUAUUACGGUAUGUGGCUUCUAAAUAAUUUAGAUCUGAAUUAUGUUAAUGCAUCGCUUGUGUGUGUGUCUGUCUUACUAUAUGAUUGUUACAUCUCCCCCUUAAAUAUCUUUUCAAUUACUAAAACUAUAUUAUAUACAAAGCAAUACAAGUGUGAUUGACUUGGGUGGUCAUUUGAACAGAAGAAUUCAGUUACAAAUUUAACAACCCGUCAAAGAAAUGUUUUUCGAAUAAAUCCUUGAUAGUCUAUUUUAUUUUAAAAAUUGAUAUUCUAAUGUCCCACCCCCUUUUACACAGCAGAUUUAUUUCACCAAUUAUUUGAGAAAAACACAAGAAAAUAUUACGCACAAAACGACCUUGCGAUUUCUAAUUAAAAAAUCAGCGCUUUAUCGGGAGACUUAUCUCGUGAAAUUGGCGGCGUCAUAUUUCCUCCAUGUUCCCGUUGACAAACAGGAAAAACUGUUUUUGUGGGGUUAGAGUUGGGGCUGGAAAUUUGACAGAAUGUGUCGUCAACGGAAACGAAUCUACGUGCCACGUCUCAGCUCCAUAUAUUGAAGGGAAGUGGUUCAAAUAGCCAUCCGAAGAUUUUGUCACAGAAAGAAACACACCAAGAAAGCGAAGCUAAUAUAAAGGAUCAGUAUUUUUUAAAGUCAUUGAAACAAUUCAUUUUCUACAUUAACAUUUUUUGUGUUUUAGAAAAAAAAAAAUAUUUAAGCUAAAAUUUCGAUCAGAUUUCCCCGACUUUGGAGAUUAGAAAUUUACCACACACCCUAGAUUCGGGGUAUACUUUUUUAUCUAGACAAUAUUUGACAUGUGUUUAAAUAAAGGAGCUUUAAACGAAAUAAAAUCCCCAGAAUGUGGCUGGGCCUGUCUGAUAUUUCUACUCACUGCCAUCUACUUCCCGUCAAAACCACACCGACCACCGUCUACAUCAGCAUCAACAACCAGGGAAGACUACUGGGCUGGUCUGUGGUCUUUGAGACAGUAAGUCUCGGUAAUUUCCCUUGUCUUUUUGCCGUUUUUGUAGCUAUUUGCAGCAAGUCUUCCUAACAUACGUGUCCUUAUUGAGAUCUAAGCCCUAACAUUAUAAUAAAAAACAAAGUUUUUACAAAAUUAUGGAUGAUUAUUUCAAUGCUCGACCUAUAUAAUGUUAUAAAUUAAUCAACACUUUGUAGCUUGGAUUAACGCUAAUAUUUCAUUCGUUUGUUGCAUUGCCUUCCAAGCUCUAAUACUGACGAACUCAGAGCCAAACAGCAACCACUUCGAACUUUUAUUCCAUUUUCAGUAAGAGCCACUUCAUCCUUCUGGCCACCGUGUACGGCAUAUCGACUGGCGUGACCAACUGUUGGGCCACUGUACUCAAUGUCAACUUAAAUCCCUACGGCGUCAGCGAGGUGAGGAGAUGGGAUUUAAAAUGUAUCCUUACCUAAACCUCAGCUUUCUGAAGGCCGUAUUUCUCAACCUUUUCUCAACAUUUUCUUUUUACUCGUGGCGGCAGCGAAUAGUUAUCGCUGGUACUGGUAGGUCUCUUUUGACCCAUAAAACAUUGUUUAGAGGUAGGGUUCUCUUCGUAACGGCCACAGGAAACAAUGUCAAAGUAAACAAAUUACAUUUCCCUUAGCCCUCGCAGAGCUCAUGUGUUGUAAGAUUAAAAUAAAUGUGUUGUAUGAUUCAAAUGACAAAGUGUGUUGAAAAGUUUUAGGUUUCUUUAUUUGCUAGCGUCGUAUGCACGUCAGUCAAAAAUGCACGUCAGUCAAAAAUGCACAACAGUCCACAAUAUGGUCGAAAAUGCAUGAGACACAUUCACCGGCGUUCAGAAUAAAUAGAUGUGCCCAUAAAUCCACCCAGGGGACCUUAAGACCCAAGUUGAGAAACGCUCAUGGUCAACAGAAUACAAGAAAAAUGUACCCUUAAGUUAUUGGGCGGGCAUACGUAACGUUAUACUGCUGCCUACUAUUUUAAAUAAAUAUCUAGCUUACGACACCGAAUCCUCAUAUCAAUUACAACAUCAUCAUUUACAAGCUUCUUGAGCUUUUAAAACAACAUUUCGGAGCUCCUCAAACUGUUUGCCCGACAAUGGUAUUCAAUGGAAUAGAUCCGUCUCUGAGCAAGGCGAUCCUUGGUUAAUCACGGGUGUAGAGUCUACAACUACAAACAUGUGGGAAGUUUAAUAUUAUACCAUGAUUUUAAUGAUUUACACAUUUUAAUUUUAACUAAAGUUAAAGAACUUUGAUUUAUUUGACAGAACAAGUCAGGGUGGCUUGGCUUCUACGCGACAGUGGCUUCCUGUGCGUGUGCUCUGUUUGUUGGAAGGUGAGAUGUCACAAUGCUUACAUUAAAUUUAUGAAUUCAAGCAAUCGGAGAUGAGUUAUUACCACUUGUCUCCGAGAACCAAAGAGUUCAAGCAUGUUCCACAAGCUUCAGCAUGGCCUCAAAGUCGUGCGCAGACUUACUUGUCGUGUAUGGACUGACUUUGACCUCUCCAAGUCAUGAAAAGAUGACUGUGAAUCUCCAAGUCAUGAAGAGAUUUACUGUGACAUCUCCAAGGCAUUAAAGGACUGACCGUGACCUCCCCAAGUCAUGCAAUCACUGACCGUGACCUCACCAAGUUCUGCAGUGAUUUACUGUGACCUCUCCAAGUCUUGCAGAGAUAUGACUGUGACCACUCGAAGUCAUGCAUAAAUUGACUGUGACCUCUCCAAGUCAUGCAGAGAUUGACUGUAACAUCUCCCAAGUCUUGUAGGUACUGACUGUGACCUCUCCGAGUCACGCAGUGGCGGACUGUAACAUGCUGUAAAACUCACAUCUAGCUUUAAGUUUAAUGCUCAACAAUCAAAAAGCCAAGAACUGAAAACUUUUGCUUUUAAUUUUCUUUUUUACAACAUCAUGUUGGUUCCCGAGUUUAACCGUGUAUUCAUUCCCUAUAACAACGGCACAUUAGAUGUAAUGGAUUCGCUCGGUCGCCAACAUGUCAGUCUGGUUUAACCUGCCGUUCUAACAUAAGUCAAUAUAAUAGAAAUUUUAAUUCUGUUAUGUUAAGAAGAUUUAAACCACUUUUUGUUGUCUCAUAAACCUUUACACUGUUUUCUUUUUUAAAAAUGGCAAUCUUAAUCCUCCCAUCUAAACCCACCCAUCUCCUCCCACCCAUCUCAACCCACCCAUCUCAACCUACCCAUCUCCUCCCACCUACCUCAACCCGCCCCUCCCAAUCGCAACAUGUCCAGGUUCGGGGAUCUGUUCGCCAGCAGAAUGAAAGCCUGCAUCCUCUUCUUCUUCAUCAUCGGCUGCGGGUGCUACACGGUGUUCGCGCUGAUGCUUAUUGACGUCAUCCCGUUCUCUGAUGGUAAGCUUGGCUUACGUGACAUUAAGUUUGGACAAUAAGAAAUCGUAAAACGUGGGCUUGUAGCACGACUGUGACUUUACAAUUCUCUCCCACCACCAAACAGAUUGGACAUACAUUUCUACAACAUAAAUAUCUAGGUGCGACCCGUAAUGCCUUGACUCCACAAGUAGACAAGGUUGGUUGCACUUUUAACCCCACCACCCCCCAACCACAAAAAAAAAGGAUUAAUGUUAGGAUUUUAUUAAUUCCGAGACAACUUAGAGACAUUUCGCUUACAUCUGAUGAAUUUGUGUGUUGGUCAAUGCUCAAAGCUUCUUAAUAUAUAUGUAUCUAUUGUUAAGCCGAGAGGGUUCUCAAUUACUACAUACAACACGAUGAGGAUCUUGCAGCGAACAAAUCUGCACCUUCACGAGGAACCCAGCCCAAGUGAAAGUCAGCAGUAGGAGGAACACAGCCCAAGAAAAAGUCAGCAGUGCGAGGAACACAAGUGAAAGUAAGCAGUUGGAGGAACACAGCCCAAGAGAAACUCAGCAGUAGGAGUAACAUAGCCCAAGAGAAAGUCAGCAGUAGGAGGAACACAGCCCAAGAGAAAAUCAGCAGUAGUAGGAACACAGCCCAAGAGAAAGUCAGCAGUAGGAGGAACACAGCCCAAGAGAAAGUCAGGAGUAGGAGGAACACAGCCCAAGAGAAAGUCAGGAGUAGGAGGAACACAGCCCAAGUGAAAAUCAGCAGUAGGAGGAACACAGCCCAAGAGAAAGUCAGCAGUAGGAGGAACACAGCCAAAGAGAAAGUCAGGAGUAGGAGGAACACAGCCCAAGUGAAAAUCAGCAGUAGGAGGAACACAGCCCAAGAGAACGUCAGCAGUAGGAGGAACACAGUCCAAGUGAAAAUCAGCAGUAAUAGGAACACAGCCCAAGUGAAAAUCAGCAGUAGGAGGAACACAGCCAAAGUGAAAAUCAGCAGUGCGAGGAACACAGUCCAAGUGAAAAUCAGCAGUAAUAGGAACACAGCCCAAGUGAAAAUCAGCAGUGCGAGGAACACAGCCAAAGUGAAAAUCAGCAUAACGAUAAAGUCACAGCCAGCAAGGCUUGAAGAUGUAAAUUAAAAAUAAGUGCACAGCUCAAAUGUUUAUAUUUUCAAAAUGCACAAUGAACUCUGUCGAGUUGCGGCGGCCGAGGCACACACAACAGCAAAAUUUAAACAAUAUCGCAGUGAAAAGUAUUGCUUGCAUUUAAAAUGGUGGCUAGUUUAGUAUUUCGUGCAAACGGCUUUAUAAGGCUUUUUAUACAUUUUGACUGUCAAUUACACAUUAUUCAUUUCAAAAGAGCGUUGAAUGAAAUCGAACUCUUUACAUUUGAAACAGCUGUUUUAUACAGCUCCGUCAUUGGAGGGAAUGUUCUGAUCAACGGAGCCAUCCCCAUGAUUUACGAGCUGGGCUGUGAACUGGCCUACCCCACCAGCGAGGGGGCCGCCAACGGCUUGCUGACGCUGCUCAACAAUAUUGGCGGUCUCCUGUUUCUGGCGGUCUUCUCAUUCCCUAACAUAGGUAGGUCUUAGAAAUACUUAGGCCUUCUUGUAUAACUCAAUGCAGUGGGGCAUUUAGGUAGGUGCAAAUGCUGCAAUCUUUGCGAAUGUCUUAUAAAUUAGCAUUGGAUAAACGAUGUGUGUCUGUAAAUUAAGAGGUUGGAAGCGAAAUUUCACUGGGUGGCACCGGCCAGCAUCUAGGUAAUGAACACCUCCUCUUAAAGUUUCGCUAAAUAUUUGAAAAAUAAAAAAAUAGAUAAAAUAAAUAUUCUUGUAAAAAAAAAAAUAUAAAAAAAAAUUAAUUAAUUUGGCGUUUGUAGUUAGUAUUUUUAACCUCUUUCCCACAUAGAUGCAGGCGAUCGUUAAUUUGCACUGUGUAUCCCCUUUAUUAAGUCAAUUUUUUUGUUUUGUUUUGUUUUAGGUAACUCAUAUUAAAUUUGUAUAAAUUUGAGCCCUAUGUCCCUAUGUGGAUUAGUUUGUUAGAAUAAAGUAAGUACCGUAAACCCUUGUUUGUUCCUUUGGUGGUUAAACUAAUGUGUUUCAAAAAUUUGUUUUUUGUUUUUUUAAAACCCAGGCACCAUGUGGACCAACUGGACGGCCAUAGGUUCUAUAGCUGUCUGUAUUCCCUUGAUCAUCAUGCUGAAAGGAAGGUUUAACCGUCUGGAGGUGGACGAAGGCAUCAAUCCUGAACUUUACGCGGACCAAGAGCUGGAAGUGGCCACAGACCAGGAAAGUAAGCACUGAACAAUGGUGGAGGUGGCCAGAGAUCAGGAGAGUAGGCACUGAACCAUGGUGGAAGUGGCCAGAGAUCAGGAGAGUAGGCACUGAACAGUGGUGGAAGUGGCCAGAGAUCAGGAGAGUAGGCACUGAUCAACGGCUCAUGCGGACAAAUGUUACCGGACGACAAUCAAUUUAAUGUUACCAUUUAUUAAAUGAACCAUUAAAAUAAUCCAUUCUUAAAGUUUAAAUAUUCGAUUUUUGUAAAAUAAACUAUUCCUAAUGUUUCUUUUCCGCCCACUCGUUUAUUACUUGUUUGUGCACUUUAUUUCGCUACAGUUUGCAAACUGUAAACUAUAACAACUUGUCAUUUUAAGAAUUUGUAAAAUACAACGCAAUUGUAUUGGUUUAAUGUACAUUACGUUUUCUAAUUAAAUCGAGC